GGGGGGGAAAUGACGUUUUAUAAAAAUAAUGAAAUAACAAAUACACUUCAACAAUACACUUUUAUUUAAAAUGUCUUCCCGAUGUAUGGUCUUAUGUAUUUGUUCACAGUCACUUACUUAAAACCUCAACUUCAAAAUCAGCUUCUGACUAUAUGCACGCGCUUGUGAGAUGAUAAACACAUUUCCGAUAGCAAGAGAACGCAGCAGUUUAACAAGGCCGAGUGCCUGAAAGUCAUUUGUUUUCCCUGAAUCGGACCGACUGGAUUGGACAGCCGGGGGUUCCGCCCACAAACACACAAGGUGGAGUUGAAAAGAAACAACAUGCUGGGCCAAAAUGAAGCUGUCAAACAGCCUCUGGUUGAGGAAUCGCGGAGCAAUGUGGAAAUACAUGGAUGAUACUUUGGAGACUUAUUAUAUAAUUAUAUAUCGAUCCAUAUAUCUAUAUAGUGGAAAUAUGACGUUUAAAAGUAGAAAUGAUAAACUUUUGAAAAUAUAUAUUUUUAUGUUAUUUAUACUAAGUGAGUGGUCUAUGCGAGAUGAGCCGGUAGCACUAAAUAAGAUAACCAUUGCGCCCAAUUUUUGAUUUUAUGAUACUUUCGCGAUAAAAUAUUCGGUGCGCAAACUUCGGCUGAAGAUCAGACAUGGUCGCUCUAACGUACGGGAGGAAAAACAAUCGCCCUCCGUUGGGUUGAGAAACAGCGAUGUGAGGUCGGAGAAAAUGGAUGUCUUCGCUUAGCGAAAUGGUUGGAUGGAGAGAGAGGAGCUGCUGCGCGUUGAGUGGAGGGAGACGGCGAGUGAGAUGGAGGCGGGGGGGAAGGACCAUCUCUGCGGGGACUGGAGCCCAGGACCGACGGCGCAGUGCUGGCUAUCGUUCAACCCUCCCCUUCUUCCUCCACAACGACGCCGAGAGAGACAGCUAAGCCAACAAAACAACCGCUCGGGUUCAUCCACCGUAUACUAAGCCGCACCAUGAAUGGAGAAAUGGAUGUAAAAACUGAAGAAAUAGUAUGGUCCCAGGAGGACCUCUUACAACUGCUUCAGUCCAUGCAACUGGCCCUGCCUCCGAAAGAUGUGACGAAAUACAAAACAACGGAGUCCCACCUCAACUGGCAGAAAGUGGCCUUCAACUCCUUCUCAGCAGAGAUCUGUAAGCAGAAGUGGCUGCUGGUCUCUAAAAAGAUUCGUAAAUUUCGGACUUUGACAGAACUCAUAUUUGAUGCUCGAGACUACAUCAAGAAUCCUUACAAGGGCAAAAAGCUCACGAAACACCCAGAUUUCCCCAAGAAGCCCUUGACUCCAUACUUCCGAUUCUUCAUGGAAAAGAGGGCCAAAUACGCAAAGUUGCACCCAGAGAUGAGCAACCUAGAUCUAACUAAAAUCCUCUCCAAGAAGUACAGGGAGCUGCCUGAAAAAAAGAAGAAAAAGUAUCUUGAGGACUUUACACGAGACAAAGUAACAUUUGUGCACAGCAUGACGAGGUUCAGAGAACUGCACCCCGGCCUCAUAGAGAGCAUGAGCAAGAAAGGUUCAAAUGCACCGGAGAAGGCCAGAACACCCCAACAGCUGUGGUUCACCCACGAAAAGAAGGCUGUCCUCAAGACACGCCCGGAUGCGACCACCAAAGACAUUAAAGACACACUCGGCAAACAGUGGACGCAGCUGUCUGACAAGAAGAGACUCAAAUGGAUCGCCAAGUCCCUGGAGCAGCAGAAACUCCACCAGGGUACAAUGCGGGAGUACAUCCAGCAGCACCCGGACUCAAACAUUACCCAAGAGGAUAUCCUCAAGUCCACCCUGACCAAGGCUGAGAGGCACCUCAAAGACAAAUCUGAUGGCCGGCCUGACAAACCCCCUCCAAAUGGUUACUCGAUGUACUGCGCCGAGUUGAUGUCGAGCAUGAAGGAUGUGCCCAGCACGGAGCGUAUGGUGAUGUGUAGCCAGCGGUGGAAGCUGCUGAAACAGGGGGACAAAGACGCCUACCAAAAGCGUUGUGAACAAAGGAAGAAGGACUUUGAAAUUGGCAUGAACAGAUUUCUCAGUAGUUUAUCAGCGGAGGAGCAACACCGGGUUUUGUCUGAGGAGAAAAUAGGUUUUAAGAGGGGCGGAGCCAACGGUCCUGCCGCCAGAAGGAGGGCCACGAAAGCAAAGGCCAAUCCAGAGAAACCUAAAAGGCCAAUUUCAGCCAUGUUCAUCUUCUCUGAAGAAAGGCGUCCGAAACUGCAGCAGGAGCGUCCGGACCUCUCUGACAGUGAGCUCACACGACUUCUGGCUCGCAUGUGGAAUGAGCUGCCAGACAAAAAGAAGGAGAAGUUUAAACGCAUGGAAGCGAUCCUGAAGUCCGAGUCGGAGAAGAAGGAGGAUCGCAGUCGUCUGCCGGACCCACCCAAGACUGCACAGGACAUCUGGCAGCAGAGUGUCAUCGGAGACUACCUGGCCCGAUUUAAGAGUGACCGACCAAAGGCACAGAAAGCCAUGGAAGUGACCUGGAGCACCAUGGAGAAAAAAGAGAAAAUUGUGUGGAUCAAAAAGGCAGCAGAGGACCAGAAAAGAUACGAGAGAAACCUGUGUGAGAUGCGCUCACCUGCUGCAGUCAUUGCCUCAGGGAAGAAGAUGAAGUUUGAGGGCGAACCCAAGAAACCCCCGUCAAACGGAUAUCAGAAGUUCUCUCAGGAGAUGCUGUCCAAUGGGGAGCUGAAUCACCUCCCGAUGAAGGAGCGCAUGACUGAGAUCGGCAGCCGCUGGCAGAGGUUAACGCUGAAGGACAAGGACCGCUACAAGAAGAUCGCCGAGGAGAAGCAGAAGCUGUACAAAGUCGUCCUGGAACAGUGGCUCGCUAGUUUGUCUUCACAAGAGAGAAACACGUACAAAGAAUAUAAUUCACAAAAAAGGAGAACUACAGCAAAGCCAGGAGGCCCGAAGGCAAAGGCCAAGAAAUCUGACACGGAGGAAGAUGAGGAUGACGAUGAGGAGGACGAGCGGGAGAAAGUGUCUUCUGAGACCGAUUCAUCCAGCGAUGACGACGAUGAUGACGACGACGAUGAUGACGACGACGACGAUGUCUUUGUCAUUUGUUUGAAGAAGGACGACGACGACGACGAUGACGACGACGACGAGGCGGAAGACAAGGAGAACAAGUCGGAGGACAGCAGCAGCGAAUCGAAUUCACAGGGUUCGUCGGAUUCUGAUUCGGACUGAAACGGGCCGGCGUCUUUGUGAGACGAACUGAGCAGCGCUGAGCUGAGCCAAGAGUCGAGGGAGCUCUGCCACUGUGCCAACCCUGCUCCCCUCCCACCACCAGAGGGAGGCCUUGCUUCAUUCACUUCACACUUUAUGUUGCUGCGUUGGUGAUCUCCUCAUGGAGGGACGCUGCCCUUAUGUCCAAAAUCAGUUUCCUUCCCUCCCCGGUGUGACGGUCCUCUCACGUUACGGGCCGCUGACAUUAUGCCAAAAACAGCAUCCCACUGGUUUGGUGAUGUCGUGGACUUUUCUGCCGCUGGUUUCAAUCUUGACAUACAGGUUCAACGGUUUAAGGUUAGGGUUUUAAUGUUGAGGGUAAUUUAUUACCUGCCAGUGUUUUAUGUUAUUAUUCUGGUAAUUAGUUGAAGACAAGUGGCAUGAGUUGUGAACAGGCUUCAUAGAGCCAAAGAACAUCGUCUGGUGGUUCACUUUAGGGAUCAACAGGAGGGAAGCGGGGGUGCAGAACAGUGAAAAUUGCACUCUUCAGAAUGUUCCUUAAUUCUUUCUUUUUUUCAGAGCAUUGUUGCGUUGUUCUCUAUUCAAAAUUUAUGAUGUAGAAUUUAUCAUUUGGUUCUUAAAGAGGUGGUAUUUUUUUUCAGGAAAAAAAUCAAGCCAUUCUGAAUGUGUUUUUGUUGCUGGAAUAUUUCCGAACUUGUUACUUGCCCGUGUUCUCAUUUAAAAGGUAAUCGUGCCUAUAUAAAGUAUUCACCCCAUCUUGGACUUUCAUGUUUUAUUGUUUUACAACGUUGAACUAAAGUGGAUCCUUGGGAAAACAAUUGUCUCCAUACUGCAAAAUAUAGGAGAUUUAAAAUGCUUUCUUACCGAGAGAAUACCCGACGACGGCCAGCCGAGAUGACCGGCUUUGAUCUCAUCUAACGUCCAGUAAGACGGCGACCAGCGAAGGGACUUAGAAGAACAACUCAAUCUUUACAGAUGUAUCUAAAUUAAGUCUCAACAACAACACUUGAUUACUGAAGUAUUCCCAGGCUGAAUGUUUAGUGAAUGCAUCUUUGGCCACAGUUACACCCGUUAGUCUGGAUUGGAUGUGGACGUUGUGUCUCUCUUUUUUAAAAUCUGCCCAAUUGAGGUGAAUAGGAACUCUCUUUCGGACACAGCCUGCUCGAAGCAGAUUCACAGCUGUGCCAUAUUUUUUGUUGUUGAAUGAAUGACGGCAUAUUACUCAGCAGGCUUAGAUGUGCCUUGUAAAUGUUCUUCUAUCCUUCCCUUCGAAUGGUAGGGUUAAGAAAACCUGUACCGUAUUUGGGAUGUUCCUUUAUCGUCACCGUUUUUUAAUUGCAUUAAGCUUCUAUAGCUAUAAGGUACAGGUGCAUUUACUGGCCACAGUUUUAAUAUCACAAGUAAUCUAAAUUUUCAUUAAAAAAGUGUCUGGACCAAUCUGGUCUUUACGUUCAGACUUAAUUCAGAUCAGUUUGGGAAGAUUUGUUUUGUUGAUGAAGGUCAAACACCCCUGAUGGCCACCAAUAUGUUUUUAGAAAUGAAAAAGAGAAAUGGUUUAAUACUUUUUAUAGGCGCUGUAGGACCAUUAGCAUGUGUCUCAUUGGAAGGUGUGAUUAACCCAUUAGUCUGAAGAAUACGUCACACCGUCGGUGUAUUCUUCUUCUCUGACCCGUCGUUUUGUUUACCGUUCAUUUGAAUUGUCAUUAGGUUUCUAAUUGUGAACAGUUGUGUUCAGAUCCAUCUGGAAUAUUUGCGUGGAUGUCAAACAGAAUGGUUUUCAUCAUUUUAUUUUAUGGUAUUGACUGUAAUCCGUUUGGGUUUUAGUGUGAUGCUUUAAUCCCAAAAAAACGUGUGCACUUCAUGUAAAUCUGUCCCUUUUGUGCACGCAUGCUCCGAACUGUGUGUAUACGAGGGUGUGAGUGUUUGUUUGCUUUCCUGAGUGCUGUUUUUACUGUUUGUUGCAUACCACGAUGUGACUGCGGCGUGCAUGCCUGUGUGGGUACAUCAUACCAAUACCAUGAAUGUAGAUAUUGUUCAAUCUUUAAUUUCCAAAAGGACAUUUUUUUUUUGCUGUUGUGUCACUAGUUCCCUGAAAAAUGGAGCGAUGAGGCAACUUCCAUGAUUGUCGUUUUGGGUCCACAAGCAGAUGACGAGUGGCAACUAGUAAUACUCUGUUGGUAACGGACUGAUUCUGACCAUUUAUGAAUCCCAUCCAUCACUGUCCGAAACAAAAACCGGCAUGGACUUUAAAUAUUUUGUGAGGGAGUAUGAAAAAAUUAUGCUGAUAUUGACUGAGGGGAGUUUGGAAAAGGGAUUUGGGGAACUGAGUCGCCAGGGGAAUUGGGGUUGAAAGCUGUUGUAAUUUUUCCUAUAAAUACUGUUUUUGUAUCGAGUGCUUAUCGUUUUGUUAGUGCUUUCAUUUUUGGCAAACCCUCAUCUGUGAUUUCUGAGGCCAGUGAGUUUUUCACUCACAGGGGGAGGUUUUGGUUUAAUUCACCUGUUUUUAGUUGUUUUUUUCUCUCCCUUAUGUUGGUUUAUAGAGAUAUCUAAGACUGCAAAGCUUUACAAGUUUGUACUGCUGAUCGUUUGACAAUUUGGUGUUUUCUAUAGCUGAGGGUGUUCUUAUGUCCUUGUAGUUCAAGUAUUUGGGCAAAUAAAAAAAAUAUCUUUAACAGUU
Pseudoliparis swirei is the source of this 5872-nucleotide messenger RNA. It is a transcript of the gene ubtf, whose product is annotated as upstream binding transcription factor. The coding region runs from base 970 to 3195 and encodes 741 amino acids. NCBI's taxonomy places the organism in Eukaryota, Metazoa, Chordata, Actinopteri, Perciformes, Liparidae. The transcript is spliced from 21 exons. The record is from RefSeq and is a predicted model, not a curated record.